AUGAAUAAUUAUAAUUCAAGAGAUCCACCCAGCAAAAUUUUGCUUCUAGUAAUAACUUAAUUAUCUCCCACUUUUCCUUUGUGUAAUGAUCUGUUAUUUGAACAAUUUGGAAAAUAUGGUGAGGUAAAAAAGAUUCUAAUUUUUGAGAGAGGGAAAGCAAAUAAGGCAUUUGUAGAAUACUAUGAUAUAAAAAAUGCGAUAGAGGCAAGAAAAGAUAAGAUUGGUAAAUAUUUGGCAGAAGGAGAAGGAAAGUAUUUAUUUAGAAAUAAUUUAGAUUAACAAUACAUUUUUCACGUCUAAAAAAUUUAGAUUUAGAAGUAGUUGAUAAAUCUCGAGGAACUGAUUAUACAUAAACAAGUAGCACUUCUUCUGAUGUUAUGAAACAUUCAAAUAGUGAUGAUCCAAAUAUAUUGAGAUAAUAAUUAGAUUAAUUUACUCGAACAUUUACAUAAACUCCAUAAAGGAAUGAUGAGAUAAAUAAUUUACUAAAUUCAGAUUCUGAAGAUGAAUAAAAGGAUAUCAUAUAUUAAAAAACAACUUUUAUGCCAUAAAUUUCUUUAGAUGUUUAGAAUAUGAUUACUUAAAAAGCAUCUAAAAUAAUAACAAUACAACCUAUUGACGAAAGAGUAACUGCAAAGAUGUUGUAUAAUAUUUUUAAUAAAUUUGGCAAUAUUGAAGAACUCCUAUAUGAAAAACAAUUAAGGAGAGUGUUUAUUAGAUACUAAAUAAUAGAGUUUGCCUAAAUAGCUAAAGAAUACUUAAAUAAUUUAAGUUUCUUUGAUUAAUAAGUAACGAAUGUAUUUAUAUAAGUGGCGUAUAUCAUAUAUUCCUUUAUAAUAGUUACAACCAAUGACUAUUCAAGAUGAAUAUAUGAUAUAUUAUAAUCCAAAUGGACCAAAAAUAAUUGCACCACUCUCUAAAAUAAUUAUAAUGAGUGGAGUUUUAGAACCAAUGGAAAUAUCUGAAAUGAUUAGAUUGGUUGUAAAGGUAACUGGUAAUUGUUAAUAAUAAAUAUAGAAAUAAAAAUAAUUACAUCUGAUAGUUUAGAGAUUAGUAUGUUAAAUAUCUCUGAAACUUUAAAGAUGAUAGCUGUCUUCUCUGAUUAUGAAUUCAAAAAUCAAAAACUAGUUAUUUCAAUGAAAUGAAUCUAGUUUAUAGCAUAGUG
This is a messenger RNA of Paramecium sonneborni, 1165 nucleotides long. NCBI's taxonomy places the organism in Eukaryota, Ciliophora, Oligohymenophorea, Peniculida, Parameciidae. The record is from the annotation of a GenBank genome assembly.